Molecule: messenger RNA, 900 nt
Organism: Rosa rugosa (rugosa rose)
Lineage: Eukaryota; Viridiplantae; Streptophyta; Magnoliopsida; Rosales; Rosaceae
Exons: 3
Coding region: 175-900 (241 amino acids)
Source: RefSeq, a predicted model, not a curated record
CCAACUCUCUCGCUAGUUCAAGCAUCAACUAACCCCGUGGCGCCUCUUCCGUCUCCCACAUCUAUAGAGCAUCUGCAAGGUCCUACCAUUCUAAUAACGAUCUCUGAUGACGACUCCUCGGAACAUGAAAGUGUGGAAAGCCACUCUGAGGAUUCUGCCGCUUAUGAGGAACUGAUGACGACAGAGAUUCUCGCGGCACUAGAGGUCCAAGAGGUGAAUGAGGUGAGGCCUCUUCCUCUUGAAGACCAAGUACCAGAUAUUGACCCGACAGCUCGAGAGGAUUCUGUUUGUACCGAGGAGGUGGCUGCAAACGCUGCUGGUCUUAUCGGCGGGACAGUCGCCCCAGAGAUGGAAAAUGAUACUGACGGUGGUGGUGCCCCCCAAGUCUCGCGAACAAAUGAGACAACCGUCGAAGCUGAGGGCUCUGUGCUUGAAUCUGCUCCACUUGCCCAUGGUGAGCCGCGAGUUGAGUUUCCAGAUUCUCCCGCGGCUGAAGGGAAAGACCAACCUAUUGAAGAUGAAGAAACUGAGGAAGCUAUCCACCCUUUUGCAUUGGUGGUUCGUGAUCCUGUGGCGCCUCCGCCGCCUCCUCCUCCUCCCACCAGAUUCGAGAGACUGAUGAGGGUGUUGGAGAUAACUCCUCCUUCUGCUGUGGAUGAGGCUAAGAUGGUGCUUCACGAACAUCUGGGUCCUCAGGUAUUGGAGACAGACAUCCUCCCGCGAGUCUUGGAAGCCCUAAGGUAUCUUUGCCAGGAGAAGGCAUUGACCCUACAGCAAUUUAGUGCCAUUGACGAUCUGCUGAAUGAACUUGAUGAGGCCCUCCAACGUCAACCGGACACUGCUUGUAUAUCUCCUACAUAUGCUGAACUUAUCUUCUACCUGCCUCAUGUAAACCCAUAA